This is a messenger RNA of Cynocephalus volans (Philippine flying lemur), 814 nucleotides long. It is a transcript of the gene TRAPPC2, whose product is annotated as trafficking protein particle complex subunit 2. The record is from RefSeq and is a predicted model, not a curated record. NCBI's taxonomy places the organism in Eukaryota, Metazoa, Chordata, Mammalia, Dermoptera, Cynocephalidae. Gene Ontology annotation, cellular component: nucleus; TRAPP complex; cytoplasm. Gene Ontology annotation, biological process: endoplasmic reticulum to Golgi vesicle-mediated transport. The coding region runs from base 221 to 487 and encodes 88 amino acids. The transcript has 4 exons.
CGAGAAUUCUGCUGGUAGUUCCAGUUGCGGCUCCGGAGCGGGGUGCCUCCGCCCGGUGGUUAAUGGGGUGUUUUUGUUGUCGGCGUGUCGCUGCAGGUUGCCAAGUGUCCUCUGGGAAGCAAAAUCGCCUCUGGUUGACAUCUACGGAGCUAGACUUUUUACAGUACCCAUCGUUGAGUGCAAUGAGGAAGAUAAAGAAAGGAGCCAUAUAUUGAAGACGAUGUCUGGAAGCUUCUACUUUGUAAUUGUUGGCCACCAUGAUAAUCCUGUUUUUGAAAUGGAGUUUUUGCCAGCUGGGAAAGCGGAAUCCAAAGACGAUCAUCGUCAUCUGAACCAGUUCAUAGCUCAUGCUGCUCUUGACCUAGUAGAUGAGAACAUGUGGCUGUCAAACAACAUGUACUUGAAAACUGUGGACAAGUUCAACGAGUGGUUUGUGUCAGCAUUUGUCACCGCAGGACAUAUCCUUACGUUUUUAGUAGAUACCUAACUAAAGGUUGGUUUAACAGACUAGAAGAGCAUGGAACAUAGAUGCCAGGCUCUGAGACUGUAGACUUCAAAGAGUAUGAGGCUACUUUUGUUGAACAGAUAAUUUAAAACUAAGUCUCGUAUAUAAAACCAAGAUUUAUCUGAACCAUAUUGAGGAUGAUUGUACUUAAUUUUAUAGUUAUUUUCUAACUUUAGAUUAUGUUCUCUUUAAGAUAAAACUAUACUGAUUUUAAACCCAGCUUAUGUAUUCAGCUUUUCCAUUGCAAAAUAUACUGCAUGUGGCUAAUUUGAAGAAUAUUGUAUCAAGUGACUGCUUUUCAUUUUUCAU